Nestor notabilis (Kea) is the source of this 951-nucleotide messenger RNA. It is a transcript of the gene RPL5, whose product is annotated as ribosomal protein L5. The annotation marks the transcript as partial. The transcript has 7 exons. The record is from RefSeq and is a predicted model, not a curated record. Gene Ontology annotation, cellular component: ribosome; cytosolic large ribosomal subunit. Gene Ontology annotation, molecular function: 5S rRNA binding; structural constituent of ribosome. NCBI's taxonomy places the organism in Eukaryota, Metazoa, Chordata, Aves, Psittaciformes, Psittacidae. Gene Ontology annotation, biological process: translation; ribosomal large subunit assembly.
GGGUUUGUGAAAGUUGUCAAGAAUAAGGCAUACUUCAAGAGAUACCAAGUGAAAUUCAGGAGAAGGAGAGAGGGAAAAACUGAUUAUUAUGCCCGCAAGCGUUUGGUAAUUCAAGAUAAAAACAAGUACAACACCCCUAAAUAUAGGAUGAUUGUGCGUGUUACCAACAGAGACAUCAUUUGCCAGAUUGCCUAUGCCAGAAUCGAAGGUGACAUGAUUGUCUGUGCUGCUUAUGCCCAUGAGCUGCCAAAAUAUGGUGUGAAGGUUGGCCUGACCAAUUACGCAGCAGCGUACUGCACUGGCCUGCUGAUGGCACGCAGGCUUCUGAAUAAAUUUGGCCUUGAUAAGAUCUACGAAGGCCAAGUUGAAGUGACUGGUGAUGAAUAUAAUGUGGAGAGCGUGGAUGGAAAGCCUGGUGCUUUCACAUGCUACCUGGAUGCAGGUCUUGCCAGAACUACCACUGGAAACAAAGUCUUUGGUGCUCUGAAGGGUGCAGUGGAUGGUGGUCUGUCCAUCCCACAUAGUACCAAACGUUUCCCUGGGUAUGACUCGGAAAGCAAAGAAUUCAAUGCAGAGGUUCACCGCAAGCAUAUCAUGGGCCAAAACGUUGCAGAUUAUAUGCGUUACCUGAUGGAGGAGGACGAAGAUGCUUACAAGAAACAGUUCUCCCAGUACAUAAAGAACAACUUAACACCUGAUGGGAUGGAAGAAAUGUAUAAAAAAGCCCAUGCUGCUAUACGGGAUAAUCCAGUCCAUGACAAGAAACCCAAGAGAGAAGUCAAGACAAAGAGAUGGAACUGUCCCAAGAUGUCCCUCGCCCAGAAGAAGGACCGUGUUGCUCAGAAGAAGGCGAGCUUCCUCAGGGCCCAGGAGCGUGCAGCCGAUAGUUAAGACAACUAGAUAGUUUGCUAUGAAGCUUUGGAAAAAGUGGCAAUAAAUUUAUUGAGUAAG